This is a messenger RNA of Carya illinoinensis, 2129 nucleotides long. RefSeq names its product reticulon-4-interacting protein 1, mitochondrial-like. The transcript has 8 exons. Gene Ontology annotation, molecular function: oxidoreductase activity. Lineage: Eukaryota; Viridiplantae; Streptophyta; Magnoliopsida; Fagales; Juglandaceae. The coding region runs from base 250 to 1344 and encodes 364 amino acids. The record is from RefSeq and is a predicted model, not a curated record.
UAAAUCGGCGGCGCGGCUGAUCAAAAUGAUGGUCAAUGGCGCAUGUUAGUAACAAGCCCAACGUCCCCCCCGCCAUAUUUGCGGACCAAAACACAAACACGUCUUCACUAUGCACUCUUCUCUUCAUUUAUUGAUUCGAUUUGAUUCCCGGAUUUAUCCAAACCCUGUCGAAUACUCCGACUCUUCUUUUGUUCUAUCUUUCCGAUUACGUAACAAAAUAAUUUUCUCAGCUCACAAAUUUAUAGAAAAAUGCGAAUUCUGCGGUCUCGGAGCUUCGCAAUGAACAGAAACUUUCUUAGUCCGAAUUCAAUGGCUGUGGGGCUGAGAGGCAUCGUUACCAGCUGCAGAGCCGUGGUGUUACCGCGCUUUGGUGGCCCGGAGGUGCUUGAGCUCCUGCCCAACGUCGAAGUCCCCGAUCUCAAGCCCAGUGAAGUCCUCGUCCGCACUCGUGCCGUCUCCAUUAACCCCCUCGAUACCAGAAUGCGAUCUGGUUAUGGUCGUUCCAUAUUCGAACCACAUCUACCUCUCAUUUUGGGGCGUGAUAUUAGUGGUGAAGUUGCAGCGCUUGGAGCUUCAGUUCGGUCACUGAGUGUUGGGCAAGAAGUUUUCGGGGCAUUGCAUCCUACUGCCAUUAGGGGUACUUAUGCUGACUAUGCUAUUCUUUCUGAAGAUGAGCUUGCUCCCAAACCCGUUGGAGUUACACAUGUGGAGGCAAGCGCCAUUCCUUUUGCUGCACUGACAGCAUGGCGUGGUUUAAAAGGUACUGCUAGGAUAAGCGAGGGGCAAAGACUAUUAGUUGUGGGUGGUGGAGGAGCAGUAGGGUUUGCUGCAAUUCAGCUUUCAGUGGCUGCAGGGUGCCAUGUUACAACUACAUGUGGAAGUCAAAGUAUUGGUCGAUUAUUGGCGGCCGGUGCUGAGCAGGCAGUUGACUACACUGCUGAGGACCUUGAAUCGGCAAUAAAAGGGAAGUUUGAUGCUGUUUUGGACACUAUUGGUGUAUCAGAAACGGAAAGAAUAAGCAUCAACUUCUUGAAGAGAGGUGGACACUAUAUGACACUUCAGGGUGAGGCUGCAGCUUUGGCUGAUAGGUAUGGGCUAGCUGUUGGGCUUCCUUUAGCUACGGCUGUCUUACUGAAGAAACAAAUUCAAUACCGUUAUUCUCAUGGAAUAGAAUAUUGGUGGACUUACAUGAGGGCUGACUCAGAAGGUUUAGAUGAGAUACGCAGGCUCUCUGAAGCUGGGAAGCUGAAAAUGCCCGUGGAAAAAACGUUUCCCAUCACACAGGUGGGAGAAGCUCACAAGGCCAAAGACAAGAGGCACAUUCCCGGUACAAAAGAGGUCUAAAAGAUAAUCUUGAAAUUGAAGAAACGCUGGUGGACUGUGGGACUGCAGCAAGGCAAUCAUGCCAGCCAUAUCCCAGGUGCCUUCGUUUGUGUUCAAUUAGAGUAAGUUGGAUUUUCUGUUUGCCUUCAACCCCAACUUUUCAUUCCUUGCUUUCUUUGCCCUGAUCUUGCCCAAGCACUACCCUACCACCACGUCCAGCACCACCUAACGGCAGCCUUUCUGAACCAGAUAGUAGUACGAAAUUUUUUUAUUUGUCCCUACAAAAAUUUUACACCAAAUAAUGCAAAGAACUUUCGAUUAUAAUCAUGGAAGUAGGAGAGAAAAACCAUGUAGGGAGUAAAACUAAUCGAGGAUGAGAAAAGCAGAGCGCAUGCAUGGUCUCUGCACUGGCUCGAACCCCAGCAUCUUGAAGUGUUGUCCUUCUUUAACAGUAACACUGCACUAAAAAAGAAAAUACAAUUAAUGGUUGUUUCGUCAGGGAUCAGUUGCUUUCUAUGGUCUGGCUGGUCUGGUCAGCUUGGGGUAUUAAUUGUGGUCAAACUCAUCCCUUCAGGAGCAUUCUUUUACUUACGGGUCCAGCUUGUAAGGAGUUGUGAGCUGUUUCUGUGCAUUAGCAUUAGCUUAGGCUUUAUACAUGUACUUCGGUGUAAAUUUGCACCAAAUUCAGUUUCCGCACAGCCCGUCUACACAGUGAAAAGCGGCCAUGGACCACCUAAUCUUGAAGCACAUGCAAAGUGGGUGAUUUUCCGCUCAAAAAAAAAAAAAAAAAAGUGGGUGAGUCACCA